Messenger RNA from Hymenoscyphus albidus, 1331 nucleotides. Lineage: Eukaryota; Fungi; Ascomycota; Leotiomycetes; Helotiales; Helotiaceae. The record is from the annotation of a GenBank genome assembly.
AUGUCUUCCCCAAAGGAACUUUUAGAAGCCCAUAUCCCAGAUCGCGUAGCAGCUGCCAUGGCUGUGGCGAAUCAAGCUACUGCAGCUCUUGAUGGACCUUUUACUGAAACCGAGAGUCACACCGAGGAAAAAAACUCCAAGGCAAGAGCAGCCUAUGAAAAGGCUUGGUACGAGAAGUAUGAAGAAGAAGCUCAAAAAACUGGAUUGAGAGAAGAAUUCGAAGAAGUCAAGGCCGGCGAGAAAACCUGGUAUGAGAAGUAUCAAGCCGAUCCUUGGAACGGUGGUUACGAGGUAUAUGCGAAAGCAUAUCCAGAUGCCUUGGCCAAACAAUUUGCGAGAGAAGUGGUAGAAGAAGCGAACCUUAUUGAAGAGGCGAAGUUUUAUGAGUCCGACGACGAUGAAAACCAGCCUUCGACCAAAUCACGUCCCUCGGAACGACAAAUCAAGGAUUAUAGGGACCUUUACUCAGAUAAAAAGCACGAGAUCUAUCUAGGCGACAUGACAAGCGAUUUGAUCCCCUACUGUCGCAAUGCCGUCGAACUGCGACUUGGUCUCGAGCCGAGCGCUUGGUACGAGCAACCCCAUACCAAACACGAGCACCCAAACGAUCUUGUGGUGAGCACAAUGGAUUUCCAGCUCCGGGACGAGUUGGAAUCGGAUGUGUUGGUGCACAAUAUGUCAAGACACAGAUAUUGCCUUAAGAAACUGCUCAGUGAUGAUCCUGAUUCACUUGGUCUGUACAAGAUUCGCGAGCCUAUCCACGAAACUGAAGAGGAAUUGGCUGCUAUUUCAAAAGAAGCGCGCGAGCGAGAGGUCUUCCAGCGAGAACUUCAGGUACAACUCAGGCACGACGUUUUCGAAAGAAUCAAAUACGAACUUUCGCUAAUGGAAUCCGAACGUGACAUCGAAUGGCGACAGUUAUUGGACAAUCAGAGAGUUGGACUUACACAAGCAGCCCUGAAAUCUCCAGGUGGACCGCACAUCUCAAAGCCUAUGCAGAAAACGAGGUCGUCAUUAGAGAUGCCAAACGGAAAAACUUUGCUGAAUGGGCAGAGGAAAGAGCGACAAAAAGCGGCAGAUAUGAACAGGCAAAAAUGCUCCUGAUGAAAUGUAUUUUAGGAAGACUUGACUGUUUGCCAAUGGAAGCCUUACUGAUGGGAGAUGCUCGACUCAUGUUCCUCUCGGAAGACGAGCACUGGAGGUUGUUCAAUAAUCUUGUCGCUUACUUCAACGAUAAAUUGGCCGAGCAAGAGUAUAACAUGAAGGCUGUCAUUGAGGAGAUAACUAGCGAGCAAAAUUAUUCUGUACCGGUGGCUGAAAAUACUGGAUGA